Molecule: messenger RNA, 1914 nt
Organism: Volvox carteri f. nagariensis
Lineage: Eukaryota; Viridiplantae; Chlorophyta; Chlorophyceae; Chlamydomonadales; Volvocaceae
Exons: 16
Coding region: 1-1914 (637 amino acids)
Biological process (GO): peptide metabolic process; proteolysis
Molecular function (GO): metalloendopeptidase activity
Source: RefSeq, a predicted model, not a curated record
AUGGCGAUCGCCGGGGAAGUGAGCACUCAGGAGCUCAUCGAUAAGCUUAAUGCGGCUUACGAGAAAGCACAUGUUCAAUACGAGGAGAAUUUUUGGGCUACCAAAAUGGACCUUAAGGGCAACAGCCCCGAGGCUCUGGCCGCCUCUAAAACAGCCUACGAGGCCUUCCUGGGCGACCCAGCCAAUCUGACUGCCGUACGCCGCGCCCUGGCGGAGGCGGCGCCUGGCUCCCUCAGCGCGGACCAGGAGCGGGUGCUGCGGAUUAUGGAGCGAACCUUCAAGUGCUACAUCACCGAGGACCCAAAGGCAGCGGCCCUAAAGGAGAAGAUCAACAACUUGGAGGCGGCCCUGGCGCAGUCUCGCAACCAGAUGUCCCUGGGGUACACGGACCCCGUCAGCUCGGAGUUCAAAAAGGCCUCCAGCGUGCAGCUCCGGAACCUGGUGCGAGUGAGCGAGGAUGAGGCCACUAGGAAGGCGGCCUUCGAGGGCCUCCGCUCCAUCGGGCCGUUCGUGGGCGCGCAGUUCCUGGAGAUCGUGAAGGAGCGCAACAAGCUGGCGAGACUGCUCGGAUACGAGGACUUUUACGAUUACAAGGUCACCUCUGCGGAGGGCUUCGGCAAGAGCCGGCUGUUCGCCAUCCUGGACGACCUGGAGGCCAAGACGGCGCCCAUCAUGACUGCGGCCCGGGAGAGGCUGGCCAGGGAGAAGGGCGCCGCGGCGCUGGAGCCACACAACAUCAGCUACGCGCUGGCGGGCGACACGGAGAAGGCGCAGGACCCGUACUUCCCCUUCGAGCAGGCCGUGGAUGUGUGGGCCCGGACAUUUGCGGCGCUGGGAAUUAAGUACAUGGGCUCUACAAUGACUUUGGAUUUGUGCGACCGAGCUGGCAAGUACUCGAACGGCUUCUGCCACUGGCCGCAAGUGGCGUGGCGCCGACCUGACGGAACAUUUGUGCCGGCUAAGGCCAACUUCACCAGCCUCGCCACCCCGAGCCAAGUGGGCAGUGGUCGCACUGCCCUGGCGACCCUACUUCACGAGGGCGGCCACGCGGCCCACUUUGCAAACAUCGACCAGCCCAGCCCCUUCUUCAGCCAGGAACGAGCCCCCACCUCCGUGGCUUAUGCGGAGACUCAGAGUAUGUUUUUGGACGCCCUCAUCCACGACGGCGCCUGGCUGGGCAGGUACGCCCUCAACCGUAACGGAGAGGUCAUUCCCUGGCCUGUGAUAGAGGAGGGACUUAAGGCCACACAGCCGUACGAAGUGUUUGCACUGCGCGGCAUGCUGGCGGUGCCGUACUUUGAAAAAGCGCUGUACGAGCUACCCGAGAGCGAGCUGACCGUGGAACGAUUAUUAUCGCUGGCGGAUGAGGUGGAGCGCAAAGUGCAGGGCGGUCUGUCCCCUCGACCUCUGCUCAGUGUGCCGCACCCCCUGUCGGACGAGUCGUCCUGCUACUACCACGGAUAUGUGCUGGCGGAGAUGGCAGUACGGCAAACCCGGGCAUACUUCAAAUCCAAGUACGGCAAAAUCGUGGACAACCCUGCUAUCGGAAAGGACCUCGUGGAGGGGUACUGGCGGCCCGGCAACGGCGCCGCCUUCCUGGACCUGGUUCUGGGGCUCACCGGCAAGCCCCUGGCGGCGGAUGACUGGGUGCGGGAUCUGGAGAAGCCUCUGGAGCAAGCGGUAAAGGAGGAGCACGCGGACUACGAGGCUGCUCUGGCCGCUGGUCCCGCAUUGAAGGCGGGUGACGCCUUUGACCUGAACAUGCACGUGCGGCUGGUGCAUGGUGACGAGCUGCUUGCGGACAGCGAGGUGGACGGGGGCCUGGCGGCCGCGUGUGAGAAGUUCAAAUCCUGGGUUGACUCCAAGUACUUGGCGGAAAAGCAGCAGGAGGAUGCGGCGCCCAUGACUGCCUGA